AUGGGCGCUAAUGUCGUGCUGAUGCUGCGCCGGAGACUUAUCUGCGGGGAUUCCUUGCUCUCCUGUUAUGCUCAGAGUCAUGAUGCUGUCGCAGCUCUUUCUUGCACAGCGAUCAGUCAAAAAGGCCCCUUUGUGCCAACGCCUUCGAAUGAAACCAGCGGCUCUCGAAACCAGUUUACUUCGAGACCCGACGGAAUCCCCUUCGAAACCAACCCAAGCCAGCCCACGCGAGAGCCUCACCGAACUGACUCCCGUUCUCUUUCUCCCCAGAUCGAGCACUGCUACUACCACGGCACCGUCAAGGACUACUCCGGUGCCAUCGCGGCCUUCAGAACAUGCAACGGACUGGCCGGCAUCAUUCAGCUGGGCAACGAGACCCUCAUCGUCUCCCCCAUGGCUGGAGGCGACCCGCAGCCCAAGCACCCCCACUUCGUCAUCGAAUCGAAGAACUCCCAGAUCCGGCAGAAGUGCGGCUACCAGUCCGGCUACGAGUGGGGCAUGCGGGAGAGGAACUACAACCGCCAGGACGCACCGGCCGCAAGAAGAAGCAGGUGCGCCACCCGCUACGCCCGCGACGUCCGUUCCACGCCCAAGUACAUUCGAGACGGCGCUCUUUUCCUCGAUAGGAAAUUCAUGGAAGACCGGAAUUACUCUCGCGUGAGGGCCCUCAACGACGCCCUUCAGAUUGCAAACAUCGCGGACUUGUACUUCAAGACAAUCAACACCAGGAUCACCAUCACCUACCUGGAGACGUGGUCGGGCCGGAACCUGGUGGACCUCGGGAGGAACCAGCCCAUCUCGACGUCGCUCAUCAACUUCUACAGCUACGUGGGCGAAAGCCUCUUGGACUUCCACAAGGAUACCUCGCACUUGAUCACCGGUGAGCAGUUCCAGGGCGGGGAGUCGGGCAUGGGCGUUCCGAACAGCAUCUGCACUUCGAAGGCCGCCGGAAUCUCCGUGGACCUGAACGUGUACGAACCGCAUCUCGUGGCUUCGACGAUGACCCACAUGAUCGGACACAACCUCUACAUGAAGCACGAUGACGGCAGAUCUAACUGCUACUGCCAAGACUGGCACGGUUGCAUCAUGUCCAAGACAGUGGUAGGACAAGACAACGUUCAGCCAUCUAAGUUCUCAAAGUGCUCAGUCGAUGACUACCACCAUUCACUUCAGUCCGUUGAAGAGACAAACUGCCUUCUUCACACGCCGAGCAAGGGCCACACUGUCUCCGUCUGUGGCAACGGCAGGGUCGACGAAGGGGAGCAGUGCGACUGUGGUCCAAGGGAUGAGUGUGACAGAAAUGACCCUUGUUGUGACCCGGUGACCUGCAGACUCAAGCUGGAGGCUGAGUGUGCAACAGGUCCCUGCUGUGACAAUUGUCGGCUGCGCCCCAAGGGCUUCCUGUGUCGCAAGGCCCAGACCGAGUGCGACAUCCCCGAGUUCUGCAACGGGCUCCACGGAACAUGCCCGAUGGACAUCUACAAGAAGACGGGGAACAAGUGUGGGAACGGCAAGGGUUACUGCUUCAAGGGAAUCUGCCCGACGCUCGACAACCAGUGCGAACUCAUCUGGGGUUAUGGAGGACAAGCAUCCGACGAGACAUGCUACAGACAGUUCAACGUGGAUGGUGUGAUUUAUGGCAACUGCGGACGGCACAGGAACGGCAGCUAUAUCAAAUGCGAACUAGGGAACAUCAUGUGCGGGACCUUGCAGUGUCAGCUCGGAAUGCAGCAUCCUGUGACCCCAAAUAUGGACCAGAGUUACUCGCGCACAAUUGUUGCCAUGGGAGGACAGGAGUAUGAGUGCAAGACGGUGCGUUACGAGGUCCUGGACGACCGCCGACGCGACGCGGACUGGACCCUGGUGCAGGACGGGCGGCGUGGCGGCGAGAAGCUGAUCUGCAUGAACCAGACUUGCGAGUCCAUUUACCCGUACAUUGAGCCGGGCCAAUGCAAGACCAACAACAAUGCCCUCGAGUGCUCUGGGCAUGGAGUGUGCUCCAAUAUGAAUUCCUGUUACUGCAACCGGGGCUGGACAGGGGCAGACUGCUCCAUUUUCGACAACAGCUCUAUCUACACCACCCCCUACCCACCCGAACCCGGCAGGAACACCGUGUUCCUCGUGGUGGGAUUGGUGUCGGGAAUGGGCGGGGUGUUCUUUGCGUUUGCGUUCAUGGCUUUGUGCUACAGGCGCAAGAGUACUAUGCCCAAAUAUGAUGCCCCAUACCUGAAGAGGCCCAUUGUCAAGAAGCCUCCGCAGCAGCACCUGCAGCCCAUGAUGAGCAAGACAGAGGAAACAUCCCUGGAUAUGGGUAGUCGCAUUACAUUUGCCAACAUGCCUAGCUAUAGCCCUGGACGGCCACCAUUGAGUCCGACACUAUCUCGCAGCAGGUCACUUGACUCCUGCCGAGAACACAAGCUUCAGACGAUGCGACGUUCUGGGCCUCCUCCCGGGGGGUCACAGUCAGAAGAGGAGGCACUACAAUCAGGGGAGGACGAGGCGGUGUCGUUCAUUGAGCUGCCACCUAACAACCUGAGCAAGAUACCCGAGAAGGGAAUCCUGAAGAAGUCAUAUGGCCUCCUCACGCCAGCAGAGAAGGAGAAAUGGGGUGAGGAGUCCCAGAGCGACAACAACGAUGUUUUAAGUCAGAGUGAUAACAAUGCUGACCCUGAUAGCCAAGUCUCUGAGGUGGAACGCACACUGAAGAGUCUGAACGGCUACCAUGAGGACAUCAUUGAUGCUCUCAAACGAGCUGCAUCUCAUCGGUCUGGAACCACUUCAAUGUCCUCUGAUGAGCUGCACACAGCCCAUCACGACACCUACCCUCGCUUCUCACACGGAGCUGCAGCUGUUGGUGGCCCAGCAGAAUUCACUAGACUGAAAGCUUCACAUGAAAAGCUUGCCGACUCAGGAGGAGAGGACGACCAGGUUCCACCUUGUGGUCCAAUCCGCAUUCGUAACUUGGAGGACUUGAUACGACAGCUAGAGCACCAUCCAUCACGUCACAUGUCGCCGUCAGGGUCAGAGGAGAUCAGAAUGAGCGAGACGGAGGCCGAUCGUCACUACCGCCUUGACUCGUCAUCCUGCACAGAGUCUCAAGGGUCCGUCCCUGCACAUCUCCCCCAGUCAUCCCUUCCCAGCGGUAUAACUGGCUUGCAGACACACCAGACAAAGAGCCCUGUGCCAAGAAAGACCUCAUUAGCCGCCAAAAUAUUGUUCAAAGAUUUGUGUAUAUUUAAUUUAUCAGAUGGAUUGAAAGGGCUCAGAGAUUUUUUUUUCUUAAACUCAUUUUUUUUCUUUUCUUUUUUCUUAUCUGGUGUGGCUGAAUCUAGUAACCAUAUAUAUUUGUAUACACUACUUCACAAUUAGGGAGUUAUUAUAUGUGUCAAUUUGUCAUUCACUGCCACUAUGGCAGUUUUGAUGUUACUUUCAUUCAUUGAAUUCCAUUUCUUACUACACAUUAUUGGUGCA
Molecule: messenger RNA, 3471 nt
Organism: Penaeus vannamei (Pacific white shrimp)
Lineage: Eukaryota; Metazoa; Arthropoda; Malacostraca; Decapoda; Penaeidae
Source: RefSeq, a predicted model, not a curated record